Osmerus eperlanus (European smelt) is the source of this 4471-nucleotide messenger RNA. RefSeq names its product potassium voltage-gated channel, Shaw-related subfamily, member 1b (gene kcnc1b). Gene Ontology annotation, biological process: potassium ion transmembrane transport; protein homooligomerization. The record is from RefSeq and is a predicted model, not a curated record. Bases 982 to 2754 code for a protein of 590 amino acids. The transcript has 4 exons. Lineage: Eukaryota; Metazoa; Chordata; Actinopteri; Osmeriformes; Osmeridae. Gene Ontology annotation, cellular component: postsynaptic membrane; neuronal cell body membrane; presynaptic membrane. Gene Ontology annotation, molecular function: delayed rectifier potassium channel activity; protein binding.
GCAAAUAAGCAAACGUGAGAACUCUUGCCAGUCUAUUUAAACAAAACAAGGUUUUUACUGGGCAUGCUCCAUAUCAUUGUAGAAGAGGUUUGACAACAGUGUAUUGUCAACGAUUCAUAUUUAUUUGUUUUGAGCGAUAUUCAUUCUUUUUGCCCCCGUCCUUCUAUUGGCGUAUCUCAAUGCAAUUUGAAAGAGAAUCCCCGCCUAAUUUCGUUUGGAACAGAAGACUUGCCUUGUACUGACUUCACGGAUCGCUGCUCAUCGGUAGCUUGAACGUGAGUGGAACGAUUAUUCGGACCAAUAGCAUGAAAAUAACCGUUACCUCAAGAUCAGCUAAGACCUCUGCCAUAGACGUACAUUUCAGCACCACAUCUACCAGUUGCUACAUGCCAGCUUGAACGGAGAGGGGGAUUCAAUUUUUGUUGGAAAGGACGUAGGCUCAGCGACAGUACACAAGGAGGAUCUGUGAGGGUGUCUCCGUAAACGACUAGCGCUGUCCGUUUAGCACCACCGCAGUCACCUUGCUAUGUGUGAAUGUCAUAAACGCUGAAACAGUUUUUUAGAACAACAACAAAAACCGAAAAGACGUGAUCUGGGAUUCACAAUACAGGAUCAUUCUAAAUGAAUGUCAUUACACGGAUUUACCAUGUGACGUCCAUACCUAAUGUAAUGUCAUUGGCUAGAAUCGUUUUGGAUUUCAAUUCUUUCCAGGGAUCUGGGCAGCUACAGGCGUUUAAGUUAAACAGGUAGGCUACUUAGGCAUUUCUAACAGGAGGGAAUAUAAGGAAUAACGAUGGCUGAUCUUUCAUAACCUCUGGGAAAGGACAGGUUUCUUUGUGCAUUGGUGUAUCCUUCCUAUCAUCACCUGCCUGGUCGUUCCACAAUCCCUACAGUGCAUGUGUUGCGCGCGUCUUCCCGCGGUACGUAUAGAGUUACCGUUGUGAUGCCGGAAACUUAUUGGAGACAUGCCUAGGGGACGCAAUGGGCUCGAGCGACGACAAGGAUCGCAUUGUUAUAAACGUGGGAGGGAUCAAACACCAGACAUACCGCAGCACCUUGCGUACCCUUCCUGGCACCCGAUUAUCAUGGCUGGCCGAGCCUGAUGCGCCCAACCACUUUGACUAUGAUGCCAAGAUCGAGGAGUUCUUCUUCGACCGCCACCCUGGCGUUUUUGCACAUAUCCUCAACUACUACAGGACAGGUAAAUUGCACUGCCCCGCAGAUGUGUGUGGACCCUUGUAUGAGGAGGAGUUGGCGUUCUGGGGCAUUGAUGAGACGGAUGUGGAGCCGUGCUGUUGGAUGACCUAUCGUCAACAUCGGGAGGCUGAGGAAGCCCUUGAUAGUUUCGGUGGGGGGGCCCUGCUCGACCUGGGUAAUGAUGAUGUAGAGGCAGAAGCACAGGUGGAGCCAGCGGAUGGGGAUGAGGUUGAUGAGAUGACAAGGAGGUUGGCGCAGGGGGAUUCUCCCUAUGCCAGAACAGGAGGGUCUUGGAGCCGCUUGCAGAAACGUGUCUGGGCUCUUUUUGAAGACCCAUACUCUUCUAAAUAUGCAAGGUGGGUGGCUCUGGCCUCUCUGUUCUUCAUCCUGGUGUCCAUUACAACGUUCUGUCUGGAGACCCACGAGGCCUUCAACCCCAUCAUUAACCGCACGGAGCUGAGGGUGGUGGGAAACAGGACCGAAGAGCACAUCUACCCAGAGACGGAGACGGUGGUCUUCCUCACCUACAUCGAGGGAAUGUGCGUGGUCUGGUUCACCUUUGAGUUCUUAAUGAGAAUAACUUUCUGUCCGAACAAACUCGACUUCAUCCGGAAUGCCCUCAACAUCAUCGACUUUGUGGCCAUCCUGCCUUUCUACCUGGAGGUGGGGCUUAGCGGCCUGUCGUCCAAGGCGGCCAAGGACGUCCUGGGCUUCCUCCGGGUGGUGCGCUUCGUCCGGAUCCUGCGUAUCUUCAAGCUGACCCGUCACUUCGUGGGGCUCCGCGUGCUGGGCCACACCCUGCGGGCUAGCACCAACGAGUUCCUCCUCCUCAUCAUCUUCCUCGCCCUGGGCGUGCUCAUCUUCGCCACCAUGAUCUACUACGCCGAACGCAUCGGAGCCUCGCCCAACGACCCUCGUGCCAGCGAACACACGCAUUUCAAGAACAUCCCCAUUGGCUUCUGGUGGGCGGUGGUGACCAUGACGACCCUUGGCUACGGAGACAUGUAUCCCCAGACAUGGUCGGGCAUGCUGGUGGGAGCGCUGUGCGCCCUGUCGGGGGUGCUCACCAUCGCCAUGCCCGUGCCUGUGAUUGUCAACAACUUUGGAAUGUAUUACUCCCUGGCAAUGGCGAAACAGAAGCUACCAAAGAAGAAGAACAGACACAUCCCUCGAGCUCCACAACCAGGCUCACCCAACUACUGUAAGUCCAGCGUCAGCUCUCAACAUCAGAGUCCCAUAGCCCACGACGACGUUUUCGAGAUAAAGUUUCAAGAUUCCAAACUGAACGGUGAGGCAGCUAAUGCGGCAUUGGCCAAUGAAGACUGUCCUCACAUAGACCAGGCCAUAUCACCCGAGGAGAUCUUCAGCCCUAGUGAGCGAGAACGACCCUGCUUCCUGGUUACCUCCGCUGAACGGCCCAGUCACAUGAGGGGAAGAGUCAGAAGGGAGACCCAGCGACAGGCCCGGAGCAGACCGCCAACAGAGUCAGUUUGUGUUAUGAACCAUGGUGUACCAACCACUAUGUGUAUGACCCAUACUGCCCCAUCCCCCAACUGAUAAGGCUCGAGCAUUAGUGUGUGUGUAAGUUAGCGUUUUUAUAAAUGGGUGACAGUGACAACCUGUACAUCACAAACUCAGUAUAGAUGUAGCACUGAGAGUUUUGUUGUCAAGCCUUAUGUAGCUCAGUAUAUGUGACUGGUUACUGUGCUGUAAUGUGUGUGCCUAUUUUUGUGUGUGUCGGUGCUGUAAAUAUGCUUUUGUGUGCUGAAGAUGUGUAUACCAAUGUUUUAGAGUGGUAAUCAAACAUUUGUCUGUUUCUGUAAAAAAAAGAAAAAAAAAGCAAAAGAUCCAAUAUUAUAGUCCCUGUCAGUCAGCCAAGCAAAACUGCUCAAAACGACUAACUUUGCACUGUCAUGGUCACAACUUUACAACCUUUUGCACUGUUUGCACCAGUGAACUUUAACAUUCUUUUGACUAUAUUUUACACAUCAAAUGUUCAUCAAACAGAAUAAUGUAAUUUCUUAAAGCACUAGUUAUAUAUUAACGAGGCAAAGACCAAACCUGUUACAAACGACCAAAAGCUUUCCAGCUUUGGUUGAAAUAAUUACAUUUAGGGCUAAAACACCAAUAUAAUGACUUCAGUUACUGUAUUUAAGGAUACUUUGUCAACUUGUCCAUGCAUAAGAUAUACAUGUAGCUCAUUUCAAGUAUGUUAUAUAUUACCUAAGUACCUACAGCACAUUCACAAUUGAGUGUUUUCUUUAUUGCAAUAACAUUUAGGCACUCAUUAGGUGAUACAGUACCAAUUGUAUCAAAUAACUGCCAAAUCUUAUGCAUCACACUGGACAAGUGCCUCUGAUAUAUGAUCCCAUCACAAUAUGUAAGCAUAUUUUAAUUUAGCAUUCAGUCCAAUAAAGGACCUGUAGUAUUGGGAGAACAGAGAAAGUUAUCAAAUGUUUCCAUCAACUUAUGCUGUGGUUUGUUGUUGACCACAGAUGAUUAAAAAAAACAACAACAACAAAUAUCUAUGAAAACAAACUUUGCAAUAAUUUACAAAAGUUUUCAAAAUCUCAGUGUGAUUUGUUAUUGUUGUAACCAACAUAAAUCAUUUCAAAUCACAAAGGAAAAUCAUCUAAUUGGACUUUUGGGACCAAACUUUGUAGUUCUAGAAAGGCACAAGGACAACUUGACCCUGUGACGACUUGUCCCAGUUUCACCCACAAUACUUAACAGACACCACAGUACAUUACUGCACAGGCCAAGCAAGGCAGGGCUUGAAAUGCAGUCUGGAACAAUAAGUCAUAAGUAUCAAUAUCAAAUAUAAUGGCCAACCAUUGGCUGAAAAGACAUGUAAUGAUUCAACAUCAUUUGUAUGAAUUAGCUACUCCAAUGGUAAGGGACCAGCAUUUUUACAAAACCACUGCAAACACACUGCCAACAACCAUGUGUAAUCUACUGCAGCAGAGCUGGUACUGCCAAUUGAAGCAAGAGUAAAUUGGGUGAUUUUAUGUUGAUCAUUGUCCAACAUGGAACAAAUGACAGCUGCUAUCCUUAACAGACUCAAUAACCUGACUAACAGGCAGCAAAUGUGUGCCCUUCUCUGAGAAUUCAGUGUGUGCUUGGACACAGUGCUUAUUGUAGGUAGUUUGUCUUAACCAGGUGUUUCUUCAGUGAUCGUUUAAACAAAUCUGCUGUUUAGGGAUUUUCUUUGUGUUUUUCUGACGGGUAGUAGUUCAGACUUGUACAAUAAAUAGUACAAAAUAAUAAAAAAAAA